AUGGCCCAUCUUCAAUAUUUCUCGUACAAAGGCAUUGGUGAACGAAAUAGAAAGCUUUUUAAGUAUUCUCAAGCUGUUCGUGUUGGUGAUCGAAUCGAAUGUGCUGGUCAAGGUGGUUGGGAUCCAAUAACGGGUAACUUUGAUGAAGAUAUCAAUAAACAAAUCGAUCAAGCAUUCAAGAAUGUUCAAUUAAACUUAAUCGACGCAGGUGGAAAGGGUUGGGAACAAGUUUAUCGCAUUGUGUCUUAUCAUAUACCAUUGGAUGAUGUCGCUCUGAACGCCAUGGUGCGAAACCUUAAACAAUGGUGUCCAAACCAUGAACCAAUCUGGACCGUUCUCGGCGUUUCACAGCUCGGCGAGAAGCCGAUGAAAGUAGAAAUUGACGCAUUUGCUCAUGUUCCUAACUAG
Adineta ricciae is the source of this 408-nucleotide messenger RNA. Lineage: Eukaryota; Metazoa; Rotifera; Eurotatoria; Adinetida; Adinetidae. The record is from the annotation of a GenBank genome assembly.